AUCAGUAAGUACAUCGCUGCAUUAGAUGACCGGCCCAUGGCACGGAAGUUGGAGGCUUUGCUGGGGUCAUUCAAUCGCCAGCUGCACUUGGAUCAGGUGUCGAGCUUGAAGGAGACUCAAAUUACACAGUAUUUUGUAUCACAUACAUAG
Coniophora puteana RWD-64-598 SS2 is the source of this 150-nucleotide messenger RNA. RefSeq lists its product as uncharacterized. The annotation marks the transcript as partial. The record is from RefSeq and is a predicted model, not a curated record. The transcript has a single exon. NCBI's taxonomy places the organism in Eukaryota, Fungi, Basidiomycota, Agaricomycetes, Boletales, Coniophoraceae.